CCGAUACCGUCGCAUAUCAGGAGAAGUGUUACACAUUUUCGGUUGUCCAAAUGGGAGAGUCACCGAAAGAGAAAAUCAUGCAUAUGCGCGAUGUUGCUCAAAUUGUAAUGUACGCGAAAAAAUUCCAAAGUGCAAUCGAAAAGCCCAAAAUAGUUCUACCGGACCGAGACAAUAUGAGGCUCCAAUUUAUGGCUGCUACGGCCCCAAUUCCUCAAAAGACACGGCCGCCUAAACUGCUUAUACAUCACGUCAGGCCUAAUCCUGUUGAGGAAGUUGAGGAAGAGAUAAGCGAAGUAUCUAGCGAUGUUAGCAUGGAGUUAGCCUAUUAUGAUCGGAAACAAAAGGAUCUGGAGAAAUUUUAUCAGCAGCUUAUUUACGAUUUACCUAAAAGUCCGAAAACGUCGAAACGGAUUGAAGAGCUAGCUAGACCAAAGAGGCAAGAUUUGAUUAGUACCUAUCAUCAAUACCGGAAGGUCUUAGAUCCCCUGGGACGGAAAAAGAGAAUUAAGAGGAGAGUUACGGAGAUGACAGCUAUGACCACUGAGGAAUUAGAGCAAUACCUAAAACAGCAAGAAAACAAAAAGGAAGAUGAGCGAAGGCGUCGCAGGAAGCGUCGAACUAUCUAUAGACAAAUGCUAAAAAAGCUGGAACAACAAUGCCGGGAGAAAUUCCUAGAUGAUGCGUUCGACAAAUUCUCCAAGUAUCUUGCGAAUUGCACUAUUGGUAUGGAAGGUAUUACUGAAAUCUGUCCUGCAAAUGUGCAACGCUUGGUCAAUUGCAUUCAGUACAAUAUUUGUCAAACGUGCAAAGUCACUGCGGAAGAUCAUAAGGUCAAUGGACCACUAUACAAGGGCAUUGCUACUUGCGUAUCUUGGUUAAUAGUGGAAGUUUUAUACAACGCACAAUCAACGAAAGAAGAAGCGGUGUUUCUUGGGAAGGAAGACGUUCCGCAGGAACUUAAAGCACAGUGGGAAGAUACGCCAGAUACAUUGAAGAAACGUGCGAUGAUUGCGGCAAGAAAGAAGCAAGGAGGCGCUAAACAGGCUCUGUAUAGGGGACCUGCUCCAAAAAUGGAAGACCUAUUGAAGUUAAGCAAGUUAAUUGGAUGCCGGUAAAGAAUUGGGAACCUUUUAUUCCAAUUGUAUCUCUUGACAUUUGAU
Messenger RNA from Hermetia illucens (black soldier fly), 1160 nucleotides. RefSeq lists its product as uncharacterized. Bases 51 to 1115 code for a protein of 354 amino acids. The record is from RefSeq and is a predicted model, not a curated record. The transcript has 2 exons. Lineage: Eukaryota; Metazoa; Arthropoda; Insecta; Diptera; Stratiomyidae.